GUUCCUGCAUGGAAUACUCCUGUGCCCAUCUACUUUGAAGAAUAACUAUUUUCUACUUUCUCAGCGGGUGAGGACUGCCAGCUUUACUAAAAAGAAAUUCUCUUUCUUCGCUUUAACAGGAUUUAAAAACUCAAUUGGUUUCCCUCUGGAAUGUCCACGUGUCCUAUGUUUCUGUGUGUCUGUUCCUAUCAACAUUACGAUGAAACUAUUUUUUCGCUGUCUUUUUUUCCUUUUUAAUCCUGUUACCUCCUUGGAUAUAAAUGUGAGAGUUGGCACUUGUUGUGCUGUAGGGGCUAUUUCCACAAAAGGCUUGACAAGUACGUUUCACUACUCACUAGAAAAUUGUGCAACUGCAACAGGUGGAAUUCCAAAAAGGUUUAUUAGAGUCUGAUCUUCUUUUGCUUUUUGAUUGAUGAUCUGAUAGAUUUCUUUUUACAGAGAGAAUCCCCCUGCAAUGAUGAGUCCAGCUCAAGGUCUGAACCUAGGGGACCGUUUCUAUGACUUUCCUUCAUUUGGAGACAGAGCCAUCUCGUUUCAUGAAGAUGUCUCUGCCAUAACCAGAUUUGAAGAUGAGGAGACAGAAUAUGAAGAGGAUUUCACACUUUAUUCUCCAAUGGGCCGCCCCAAAAGAAAACGAGUGAUCACAUAUGCCCAGCGCCAAGCUGCCAACAUCAGAGAGAGAAAGCGGAUGUUUAACCUCAACGAAGCCUUUGAUCUGCUCCGAAAAAAGGUACCAACUUUUGCCUAUGAGAAGAGGCUUUCCCGCAUAGAAACGUUACGCCUUGCCAUAGUGUAUAUAUCCUUCAUGACCGAAAUGCUGAAAAACUCUGAAAAUAAAAAAUAGGACAUGUGACAAUGGCGCCAGUGCCCAUGUUUAACAUAUACAUUCAAACAAAUACCUGUUUAUGGUCCAGCAGUCAAAGUGUGUUCUUCACCUUUCUCUUGGGCCAUUCUAGUAUAAAUAAAAUACUCCCAUGGGAUAGCGUUAAUACAAGAAAGGGAGCUGAAAAUGAGUUCACAGCCCUAUGUACUAAUAUUGUAAAUAAACAUAAAUGUUUUCAGAUUCUACUAUUCAACAUAAAAUGUAAACUAAUUUUAUUUUUGUGCUUAAUAUUGUAUUUCAUUAUAUUACAAUGAUGUAUUAUCUAUCUACUUUAGUAGAUAAACUAUGUAAAAAAAUGAGACUUUCUGUGGAAUGUAUUGAUAAAAGUGUAUCUUGUAUAAAGAUUAAAUGAUAAAUUAAUUGUAA
This is a messenger RNA of Xenopus tropicalis (tropical clawed frog), 1249 nucleotides long. RefSeq names its product Fer3-like bHLH transcription factor (gene ferd3l). The record is from RefSeq and is marked provisional. Gene Ontology annotation, cellular component: nucleus. Gene Ontology annotation, molecular function: sequence-specific DNA binding; protein dimerization activity. Lineage: Eukaryota; Metazoa; Chordata; Amphibia; Anura; Pipidae. The transcript has a single exon. The coding region runs from base 458 to 844 and encodes 128 amino acids.